Hipposideros armiger (great roundleaf bat) is the source of this 11692-nucleotide messenger RNA. It is a transcript of the gene CACNA1D, whose product is annotated as calcium voltage-gated channel subunit alpha1 D. Gene Ontology annotation, molecular function: high voltage-gated calcium channel activity. The record is from RefSeq and is a predicted model, not a curated record. Gene Ontology annotation, biological process: calcium ion import across plasma membrane. Lineage: Eukaryota; Metazoa; Chordata; Mammalia; Chiroptera; Hipposideridae. The transcript is spliced from 49 exons. The coding region runs from base 396 to 6947 and encodes 2183 amino acids. Gene Ontology annotation, cellular component: voltage-gated calcium channel complex; membrane.
GCAUGGGGGGCGCUCGGAGCGGCCCCGGCGGCCGGGCCAGCAUCACCGCGGCGUCCCUCCGCUAGAGGAGGGGACCAAGCCAAUUCUCCUUUGCAGCAAAAAAAUUUACAUGUAUAUAUUAUUAAGAUAAUAUAUACAUCUGAUCUUAUUUUUUAAAAAAAGUUUAUUUUGCUCCAUUUUUUUUUGAGAAAGAGGGAGCGUGGGUGGCGAGCGGUUUUUAUAAAUUAUUCUUGUUUUCUGUUAUCUGUCCCCAUCCUUCCCCACCCCCUGCUGAAGCGAGAAUAAGGGCAGGGAUCGCGGCUCCCACCUAUCCAUAACCCCCCUACCCGCGCCUUCCCCGCCCCACGCCCAGCACAGUGCCCUGCACACAAUAGGCGCUCAAUAAAUGUUCGUGGAUGAUGAUGAUGAUGAUGAUGAAAAAAAUGCAGCAUCAACGGCAGCAGCAAGCGGACCACGCGAACGAAGCAAACUAUGCAAGAGGCACCAGACUCUCUUUUUCUGGUGAAGGACCAACUCAGCCGAAUAGCUCCAAGCAAACCGUCCUGUCUUGGCAAGCUGCAAUCGAUGCUGCUAGACAGGCCAAGGCUGCCCAAACUAUGAGCACCUCCGCACCCCCACCUGUAGGAUCUCUCUCCCAAAGAAAACGUCAGCAAUACUCCAAGAGCAAAAAACAGGGUAACUCCUCGAACAGCCGACCUGCCCGCGCCCUUUUCUGUUUGUCACUCAAUAACCCCAUCCGAAGAGCCUGCAUUAGUAUCGUGGAAUGGAAACCAUUUGACAUAUUUAUAUUAUUGGCUAUUUUUGCCAAUUGUGUGGCCUUAGCUAUUUACAUCCCAUUCCCUGAAGAUGAUUCUAAUUCAACAAAUCAUAACUUGGAAAAAGUAGAAUAUGCCUUCCUGAUUAUUUUUACAAUCGAGACAUUUUUGAAGAUUAUAGCGUAUGGAUUAUUGCUGCAUCCUAAUGCUUAUGUUAGGAAUGGAUGGAAUUUACUGGAUUUUGUUAUAGUAAUAGUAGGAUUGUUUAGUGUAAUUUUGGAACAAUUAACCAAAGAAACAGAAGGCGGUAACCACUCUGGUGGCAAAUCAGGAGGCUUUGAUGUCAAAGCCCUUCGCGCCUUUCGAGUGUUGCGACCACUUCGACUAGUAUCAGGAGUGCCCAGUUUACAAGUUGUCCUGAACUCCAUUAUAAAAGCCAUGGUUCCCCUCCUUCACAUAGCCCUUUUGGUAUUAUUUGUAAUCAUAAUCUAUGCUAUUAUAGGAUUGGAACUUUUUAUUGGGAAAAUGCACAAAACAUGUUUUUUUGCUGACUCAGAUAUCGUAGCUGAAGAGGACCCAGCACCGUGUGCGUUCUCAGGGAAUGGACGCCAGUGCACCGCCAACGGCACGGAGUGUAGGAGUGGCUGGGUUGGCCCCAAUGGAGGCAUCACCAACUUUGAUAACUUUGCCUUUGCCAUGCUCACCGUGUUUCAGUGCAUCACCAUGGAGGGCUGGACAGACGUGCUCUACUGGGUAAAUGAUGCGAUAGGAUGGGAAUGGCCAUGGGUGUAUUUUGUUAGUCUGAUCAUCCUUGGCUCAUUUUUCGUCCUUAACCUGGUUCUUGGUGUCCUUAGUGGAGAAUUCUCAAAGGAGAGAGAGAAAGCUAAAGCAAGGGGAGAUUUCCAGAAGCUCCGGGAGAAGCAGCAGCUGGAAGAGGAUCUAAAGGGCUACUUGGAUUGGAUUACCCAAGCGGAAGAUAUUGAUCCUGAGAAUGAGGAAGAAGGAGGAGAGGAGAGCAAACGAAAUACCAGCAUGCCAACCAGCGAGACGGAGUCUGUGAACACAGAGAACGUAAGUGGUGAAAGCGAGAACCAAGGCUGCUGUGGAACCCUCUGGUGCUGGUGGAAAAGAAGAGGUGCGGCCAAGGCUGGGUCCUCUGGGUGUCGGCGGUGGGGUCAAGCCAUCUCAAAAUCCAAACUCAGCCGACGCUGGCGUCGCUGGAACCGAUUCAGUCGCAGAAGAUGUAGGGCUGCUGUGAAGUCUGUCACGUUUUACUGGCUGGUUAUUGUCCUGGUGUUUCUCAACACCUUAACCAUUUCCUCCGAGCACUACAACCAGCCUGACUGGUUGACACAGAUUCAAGAUAUCGCCAACAAAGUCCUCCUGGCUCUGUUCACCUGUGAGAUGCUGGUAAAAAUGUACAGCUUGGGCCUCCAGGCAUAUUUCGUCUCUCUCUUUAAUCGGUUUGACUGCUUCGUGGUGUGUGGUGGAAUUACGGAAACCAUCUUGGUGGAGCUGGAAAUCAUGUCUCCCUUGGGGAUCUCUGUGUUUCGGUGUGUGCGCCUCUUACGAAUUUUCAAAGUCACCAGGCAUUGGACAUCCCUGAGCAACUUAGUGGCAUCCUUGUUAAACUCCAUGAAGUCCAUCGCUUCACUGUUGCUCCUGCUUUUUCUCUUCAUCAUCAUCUUUUCCUUGCUGGGGAUGCAACUGUUUGGAGGCAAGUUUAAUUUUGAUGAAACGCAGACCAAACGGAGUACCUUUGACAACUUCCCUCAAGCUCUCCUAACAGUGUUCCAGAUUCUGACAGGUGAAGACUGGAAUGCUGUGAUGUAUGAUGGCAUUAUGGCAUACGGGGGCCCGUCCUCUUCGGGAAUGAUCGUCUGCAUCUACUUCAUCAUCCUCUUCAUUUGUGGUAACUAUAUUCUACUGAAUGUCUUCUUGGCCAUCGCUGUAGACAAUUUGGCUGAUGCUGAAAGUUUGAAUACUGCUCAGAAAGAGGAAGCCGAAGAAAAGGAAAGGAAAAAGAUUGCCAGAAAAGAAAGCCUGGAAAAUAAAAAGAACAACAAACCGGAAGUCAAUCAGAUAGCCAACAGUGACAACAAGGUUACAAUCGAUGACUACCAAGAAGAGGAUGAGGACAAGGACCCCUACCCACCUUGUGAUGUGCCAGUAGGUGAAGAGGAAGAGGAGGAGGAGGAGGAGGAGGAGGAUGAACCUGAGGUUCCUGCUGGCCCCCGUCCUCGCAGAAUCUCCGAGUUGAACAUGAAAGAGAAAAUCGUCCCCAUUCCUGAAGGGAGCGCUUUCUUCAUUCUUAGCAAGACCAACCCGAUCCGCGUGGGCUGCCACAAGCUCAUCAACCACCACAUCUUCACCAACCUUAUCCUCGUCUUCAUCAUGCUGAGCAGUGCCUCCCUCGCAGCCGAGGACCCCAUCCGCAGCCACUCCUUCCGGAACACUAUCCUGGGUUACUUUGACUAUGUGUUCACAGCCAUCUUUACUGUUGAAAUCCUGUUAAAGAUGACAACUUUUGGAGCUUUCCUCCACAAAGGGGCCUUCUGCAGGAACUACUUCAAUCUGCUGGAUAUGCUGGUUGUCGGGGUGUCUCUGGUGUCAUUUGGGAUCCAAUCCAGUGCCAUCUCUGUUGUGAAGAUUCUAAGGGUCUUAAGGGUCCUGAGGCCGCUCAGGGCAAUCAACAGAGCAAAAGGACUUAAGCACGUCGUCCAGUGCGUCUUUGUGGCCAUCCGGACAAUUGGCAACAUCAUGAUCGUCACCACCCUUCUCCAGUUCAUGUUUGCCUGCAUCGGGGUCCAGUUGUUCAAGGGCAAGUUCUACCGCUGCACGGAUGAAGCCAAAAGUAACCCUGAAGAAUGCAGGGGGCUUUUCAUCCUCUACAAGGAUGGGGAUGUUGAUAACCCUGUGGUCCGUGAGAGGGUCUGGCAAAACAGCGAUUUCAACUUUGACAAUGUCCUCUCUGCUAUGAUGGCGCUUUUCACGGUCUCCACUUUUGAGGGCUGGCCUGAGUUGCUGUACAAAGCCAUCGACUCAAAUGGAGAGAAUGUUGGCCCUAUCUACAACUACCGCGUGGAGAUCUCCAUCUUCUUCAUCAUCUACAUCAUCAUCGUCGCUUUCUUCAUGAUGAACAUCUUCGUGGGUUUCGUCAUUGUCACCUUCCAGGAGCAGGGAGAGAAAGAGUAUAAGAACUGUGAGCUGGACAAAAAUCAGCGUCAGUGUGUUGAAUACGCCUUGAAAGCACGUCCCUUGCGGAGAUACAUCCCCAAAAACCCCUACCAGUACAAGUUCUGGUACGUGGUGAACUCCUCUCCUUUCGAAUACAUGAUGUUUGUCCUCAUCAUGCUCAACACACUCUGCUUGGCCAUGCAGCACUAUGAGCAGUCCAAGAUGUUUAAUGAUGCCAUGGACAUCCUGAACAUGGUCUUCACUGGGGUCUUCACCGUCGAGAUGGUUUUGAAAGUCAUUGCAUUUAAACCUAAGCACUAUUUCACUGAUGCAUGGAACACUUUUGAUGCCUUAAUUGUUGUUGGUAGCGUCGUUGAUAUUGCUAUAACUGAAGUGAAUCCAACUGAAAGUGAAAAUGUCCCUGUCCCAACCGCCACACCUGGGAACUCUGAAGAGAGCAAUAGAAUCUCCAUCACCUUUUUCCGUCUUUUCCGAGUGAUGCGAUUGGUGAAGCUUCUCAGCAGAGGGGAAGGCAUCCGGACCUUGCUGUGGACUUUUAUUAAGUCCUUUCAGGCGCUCCCAUACGUCGCCCUUCUCAUAGCCAUGUUGUUCUUCAUCUACGCGGUGAUCGGCAUGCAGAUGUUUGGGAAAGUUGCCAUGAGAGAUAACAACCAGAUCAAUAGGAACAACAAUUUCCAGACCUUUCCCCAGGCGGUGCUGCUGCUCUUCAGGUGUGCGACAGGUGAGGCCUGGCAGGAGAUCAUGCUGGCCUGCCUCCCGGGGAAGCUCUGUGACCCAGAGUCAGAUUACAACCCAGGGGAGGAGUACACAUGUGGGAGCAACUUCGCCAUCGUGUAUUUCAUCAGUUUUUACAUGCUCUGCGCAUUCCUGAUCAUCAACCUGUUUGUGGCCGUCAUCAUGGACAAUUUUGAUUAUCUGACCCGGGACUGGUCUAUUCUGGGGCCUCACCAUUUAGAUGAAUUCAAAAGAAUAUGGUCAGAAUAUGACCCUGAGGCAAAGGGAAGGAUCAAACACCUGGACGUGGUCACUCUGCUCCGCCGUAUCCAGCCUCCCCUAGGGUUCGGGAAAUUAUGCCCACACAGGGUAGCCUGUAAGAGAUUAGUUGCCAUGAACAUGCCUCUCAACAGUGAUGGGACAGUCAUGUUUAAUGCAACCCUGUUUGCAUUGGUUCGAACAGCUCUGAAAAUCAAGACUGAAGGGAACCUGGAGCAAGCUAAUGAAGAACUUCGAGCUGUGAUCAAGAAAAUCUGGAAGAAAACCAGCAUGAAACUCCUUGACCAAGUUGUCCCUCCAGCUGGUGAUGAUGAGGUAACCGUGGGGAAGUUCUAUGCCACUUUCCUGAUACAGGACUACUUUAGGAAAUUCAAGAAACGGAAAGAACAAGGACUGGUGGGAAAAUACCCUGCGAAGAACACCACAAUUGCCCUACAGGCGGGAUUAAGGACACUGCAUGACAUCGGGCCAGAAAUCCGGCGUGCUAUAUCAUGUGAUUUGCAAGAUGACGAGCCCGAGGAAACAAAAGGAGAAGAAGAAGAUGAUGUAUUCAAAAGAAAUGGUGCCCUGCUUGGAAACCAUGUCAAUCAUGUUAAUAGUGAUAGGAGAGAUUCCCUUCAGCAGACCAAUACCACCCACCGUCCCCUGCAUGUCCAAAGGCCUUCAAUUCCACCUGCAAGUGAUACUGAGAAACCGCUGUUUCCUCCAGCAGGAAAUUCGGUGUGUCAUAACCAUCAUAACCAUAAUUCCAUAGGAAAGCAAGUUCCCAGCUCAACAAAUGCCAAUCUCAAUAAUGCCAAUAUGUCCAAAGCUGCCCCUGGAAAGCAGCCCAGCCUUGGGAACCUUGAGCAUGUGUCUGAAAAUGGGCAUCAUUCCUCCCACAAGCAUGACCGUGAACCUCAAAGAAGGUCCAGUAUUAAAAGAACCCGCUAUUAUGAAACUUAUAUUAGGUCUGACUCAGGAGAUGAGCAGUUCCCAACAAUUUGCCGAGAAGACCCAGAGAUACACGGUUACUUCAGGGACCCCUACUGCUUGGGGGAGCAGGAGUACUUCAGUGGUGAGGAGUGCUACGAGGAUGACAGCUCACCAACUGAGAGCAGGCAAAACUACAGCUACUACAACCGAUACCUAGGCAGCAACUUGGACUUCGAGCGGCCCCGAGGCUACCAUCACCCCCAAGCCUUCUUGGAGGAGGAUGACUCGCCCAUUUGCUAUGAUUCCCGGAGAUCCCCAAGAAGACGUCUGCUACCUCCCACCCCACCACCUCAUCGGAGGUCCUCCUUCAACUUUGAGUGCCUGCGCCGUCAGAGCAGCCAGGAGGAGGGCCCCCCAUCCCCGGCCUUCCCCCACCGCACUGCCCUGCCUCUGCACCUGAUGCAGCAACAGAUCAUGGCAGUGGCAGGCUUGGAUUCCAGUAAAGCCCAGAAGUACUCACCAAGCCACUCGACCCGGUCCUGGGCCACCCCUCCAGCAACCCCUCCCUACCGGGACUGGAUGCCGUGCUAUACCCCCCUGAUCCAGGUUGAGCAGUCGGACGCCCUGGACCAGGUCAAUGGAAGCCUGCCAUCCCUGCACCGCAGCUCGUGGUACACGGACGAGCCUGGCAUCUCCUAUCGGACUUUCACACCAGCCAACCUGACUGUCCCCAGCAGCUUCCACAACAAAAACAGCGACAAGCAGAGGAGUGCAGACAGCUUGGUGGAGGCAGUCCUGAUAUCUGAAGGCUUAGGACGGUAUGCAAGGGAUCCAAAAUUUGUGUCAGCGACAAAACAUGAAAUUGCUGAUGCCUGUGACCUAACCAUCGACGAGAUGGAGAGUGCGGCCAGCAACCUGCUUAAUGGGAACGUGCAUUCCCGGGCUAACGGGGACGUGGGCCCCAUCUCAAACCGGCAAGACUAUGAGCUCCAGGACUUCGGGCCAGGCUACAGCGAUGAAGAACCAGACCCCGGGAGGGAGGAGGAGGACCUGGCAGAUGAGAUGAUAUGCAUCACCACCCUGUAGCCCCCAGGGAAGGGCAGACUGGCUCUGGCCUCAGGUGGGGUGCUGGAGGGCCAGGGAAAAAAGUGCCUCGUAGUUAGGAAAGUUUAGGCACUCAUGUGAAGUCCACGUUCAAUUAGACUUUUGUACAAGCGAUGUCAUGCCUCAAGGAAGCCAUAAACCUGGUAGGGAACAGCUGUGCACACAUGCUCAGCCCCAGUUGUGGUAAACAGCAGGUCCAACCCUCUCUCAGAGGACUGAGCCGUGUAGAGGGCGGAAAGCCCUGCCCUCUUGUUCAGAGCGCACCUGGGGCACUCACCCAUGCCCACCUACCUGCCUGUAGGCAUGGUGGGGAAGGUUAAAGGUGAUGACGAUCACCACACCUGUGUCAUUACCUCAGCCAUUGGUCUAGCAUAUCAGACAUUCACUGGGCCCAGCAUAUCCAGUUUUAAACCCUCCCCCCCCCCAAAAUAUACUGCUUCCUGGUUCCUGUUUAGCUGUUCUGAAAUACAGUGUGUAAGUCAGGACCUACCUACCAGCCGUCAUCCUGAGAGGAAAGCAGGACCUUAUAAAAGGUUUUCUGUUAUAUGACACGAGUUUACAUGAGAGAGCAUCACGCAGAUGGUCGGUUUAUGACUGUCAGGAUAAGGGCAUCUGUAAACUGGAAUAAUCACUCACAACCAGGUCAACUUAGAUACACUAGUUUGUUUAAAAAUUAUAGAUUUACUGUACAUGACUUGUAAUAUAUUAUAAUUUGUAUUUGUAAAGAGAUGGUCUAUAUUUUGUAAUUAUUGUACCGUAUUUGAACUGCAGCAAUAUCCAUGGGUCCUAAUAAUUAUAGUUCCCCACUGAAAUCUAGGAAUUAUUAGUAUUUUUACUCGGACUGAAUGGAAGUAGAAGAAAUAGAGCCAAUUCUCAUUUAUUCAGUGAAAAUCUUUUGGGGGUAAACUUUUAAGUUCAAAAGAACCUGACACUACAGAGAUUUUUCUAAAAUAUUUUGAGUCACUAUAAAUCUAUCUUUACACAAGAUAUACCGGAUGACUAUUUGCAGUCUUUUCUUUGGGUAAGAGUUCUAUGAUUUCGUAGUGUACCUUUUGAUCCGCGAUGGGUUGCAACUGUCUUCUGUUUCACUUUACCUCUCCCGCUAAGUGCACAACAGUAGGUCAAGCUGGGUACUCUGACCCUGUGGCAUUCCUAGUUGUCGGUUUCUCACCUACCUACAGGACAUUUCUGUAUCUCUAGUGCAGGAAUAAUUGCACAGGUGGAUGAAGUCCCUCUACUCAUGUCCCCUGGGAAAAGGUGAUGCUUGCUUAAGAAAUAAGGACUGCUGGGGAAAGGGGCGGGGGGAGGGAGCAAAGGGACGAUCUAUAGGUUGGGUUCUGGAGAAAUCAUAUUGUUGCCUUUUUACAAAAUAUUGCUGUACUGUGUGUUCUCUGAGGGCUUUUAUAUGCAAUUGAAUGAGGGCUGACGUUUUCAUUAGAAUGCACUCCCACUCCGACUGCACUUCCUGAUGAAAACCCACUUUUGGAUCAUGAGACCUAUCAAGGCUUCCUUUUCUGUUCACAGAAUUAUGCCGACUUUGUCAAGUUACCUUGGCGGGGAUUCUUUGCAGUCAAAAAAAAAAAAAAAAAGCAAUUUUUGGUUCAGAAUUUUUAACUAUUCCAUAGACAACCUGUUAAUCAGUGGGGGGGUUUUUGUUGUUGUUGUAAAUAAUAAUACUUUGUUAUGAAGACCUUACAAACCUCUUCUUAAGACAUUCUUACUCCAAAUCCAGGCAAAAAUCUUCAAGGUUUGUAAAUGACUGUUUCCUGACGUAAAUUCUUUUUUAUUAAAAUGCAAAAUGUUCUUCAUAAUAAAACUGUGUAACAAUUUAUUAUGUGUGGGAGCUCUCCUUGCAAACGCCUGGCGUUUGCUGGUGAGAGCUUCAGAAGGGGCGAGCACUCUGUGAGGGCAGUUCUGUCAUUGUAAUUCUGUAAAUAGACAUUUUUCUUAUCCUUGUGGCUCCUUCAAUGCCUGUGAUAACUUAAUACCAGCUGCAGAGAAUACUGUUUCUCCUAAAGGGCUAAACCACUGUUACCGGCAUCUGGGACUCUUUCUCUUUUAGGUAUGGGUCUUACUGUGUGGCUUAUCAUCACCAGUCCAACGUUGCCAACCAGGACUGGCUGUUGUAGGCAAUGAUGUUUUCCAGUCAGUCCUUAAAAACUGGCAUUUUUAUAGGCUGCACCACUCUGAAUAUCUGUCUGCUUUAAGCCUGGUUCAACCUCUCAUCUAACAUUAAAUUUUUCUUUGUAAGAAAAAUUUGAAGUUGUAGAGCAUGGUUUUUUUCUCCUUUGUUUUAGGUAAGUUUUAAGAUUAAAUGUCUUUCCUUUCGGUUUCCCUUCCAUCCCCUGAGAAGACGUCAUUUUGUUGUGUCCCCAGGAAUAGUACGUUUAGUGUUUUUCAUAAUAUCACAAAGUGGAAAUGGCAGUUCUGAUUUCAUUGUCAACGAGAAAGAACCUUGUUAACAAUUGUCUCUAUGAUUCCCAUCCAGAUUCGGCCAGGCGGUGCUUCCCAGCUCCAUUCCAAGAUGUUUCAGAAUCAGCUCAAGGCCAGCAAGGGUGGGUUGUGAAGACCCGAAAGUGUCUCGGUGUACAGUGGGAGCUGGAUCUGCUUGACAAACCCACUUUACCACUGACCCCAUGCAUGUGAAAGAAAACAUGGCUCUUUCUUUCUCUUCCUUUCUUUUCUUUUCUUUUUUUUAAUAGAUUGCACCACGGCCAUGUCAUUGCCAAUUGCCUGCUUCCUUGCAAAGGUUUUUGUUAUGACAGACAAUUUGUUCUAAAAACUGGUUAGUGAUAGAGGUAUUGUCAUGCAGAGCUCCAACUCACUGAUUAGACUAUCUGACUCGAGAUAGACUGCAGCCAUGCUUUUAUUUGUUGAAAAAGUUUUUAUUUCUCUAAAAUGAUAUUCCUUUUCUGCUGGGAACUUAGGAGGGCAGGUGAGUAUGAGGAGCAGGCCUGGGGCCCCUGCUUCGAACAUGGGAGCAACAGCGAGUGUAUCCUGAGGAUGCCCUGUGGGGACAGUGGCUGGAGAUGAUAUGGGAGAUGCCUGGGUCUCAAGACAGCCAGUUGAGAGGGUGCGUGGUGUUGGUUUUUUGGUUUUUUUGGUUUCUGAUUUUUAAGAGAAAAGGAUCUUGGUAUUAGAUCUGAUGUUACGUUGAUCAGUGGAAAUAUGACCUUUGGGCGGAGGCACGUGGUUUGGCUGGAGAAAAUAAUCUAUUUGAAUUUAUAGAAAUGAUGCACUGGAAGCAGAAAGGCUCUAGUUAUGGCGCCAGCGCUCCCACUUCCAGGACCUGCCAUUUCCUGGUCACGCUGCAGGUAGGCUGCUCCUUUACUUGCAUGUUCUGUCCCUUAUUCUACCAGGAAGAACUUGCUGCCAAUAUAGCAGCCUCAACACAGGUUUCUUCAAAGGGGUCAGUGCUCCUCAGAGGCUGAUCACUAGGCACAUUCACAGCUUUGUGUUACGCUUUGGAAACUAUUGUUUGAAAAAUGCAUUCUUUCAUGUUUUUAUGCAGGCUUUUUGCUCGGGUGUAACUGACAAUGUUUGCCCGACUCCGUGAGAGGCUGAGUGCUAGCCUGGUCUCUGGGCUCUUCCUCCCCAACUCCAGUCGGCACUUUCUCCCUUCUCUGGCUUCCUCAGUCAACAACUCUUUUUCUGAAAUGGAGGGUUCCCUCGUGGCAGUGGAAUGUUCAGACAGUCCCAUUGUUAUGAUAUGGGCCACCGCUCCGCUCUGCCCAGACAGCCACAACCCUCAGCUGUCGGCUCAACUGAGGAACCACUUCAAGGCAGACUGUUGCGUCCUGUGUCUGAACCCCAAUGGCACAGUCUUCCACUUGGACUUCUGUGGGUCCUGGGGACAGGACACUCAUAAUCUUCUCUUUUGAAACUUAUUUCUGUGUGUGGCUAAAUCGUGUGAUCACAGGAACAAGGACGCAUAAACAAGAGUGAGAGAGGCACCGGGAUACAAUUCAAGCUGUACAGGGACAUGUUAUUUUCCUUAACUCACAGUAUAGCCACAGUAGCAAAUCGGCCAUUGUCUCGAAGGCUGAGGACACCACAGAAUGCAGAGAUGGCAGAACUAAAUGGCUGUGUCACCUGUCAUAUCCAUACCAAGAAGGUCAGUAUAGCCACAGUCGCCUGGGAUCCCCCUACACACCUAGGUUGUUACUCCUUGGCCCUCAGAGCUGGGGAGGGGCCAGGGGAGGCUGGCACCUACACUCCUCUGUGGUUCCUUCACCCCUGCAGGUGGCUCCAAGACCCAUAAGAUGAUGGCUGUGGACCAAAGCUGUGGGACAGGGAGCAAGCCUCUUUAGGAGAAAGAAAUCUCUGGGCAGAUUGAGAAUUUUCUUUCUCGAACCUCCCUUGGAACAAAGGAAAGCAGGAUAUAGGUAAGAUUUAAAUGAGAGGCUGCUUCAAAUUUUUAAAGGAAAAAGAGGUAUGAUGGUUUUGUUCUUUCCACGUUUCUGGAAGGUGUUUCUCAGAAACAUAAGUUGUGGCUGCCAGGCCUCCAAGUCACAUCCAUCCAGUCUGAUCCUGGGAGGAGACUAGAGUGCCCCAUUUUUCUCCCUUCUGUAUUCUGGGCCCAGCAUGGCAGGUUUCUAUAUAGCAGUUCUUUUCUUCCAUGCCAUAGACGGUGGCUUUGAAUAGCUUCAGAAAAAUCAAUCCAAAAUGCAUUUAGUUUUCUUUACCUUGUAAAAACCAUCUGAAUAAGGCAUCUCAGUUAAAAAAAA